Molecule: messenger RNA, 4287 nt
Organism: Myotis davidii
Lineage: Eukaryota; Metazoa; Chordata; Mammalia; Chiroptera; Vespertilionidae
Gene: MLLT1
Product: myeloid/lymphoid or mixed-lineage leukemia; translocated to, 1
Exons: 11
Coding region: 16-1695 (559 amino acids)
Biological process (GO): regulation of DNA-templated transcription
Cellular component (GO): super elongation complex
Source: RefSeq, a predicted model, not a curated record
CUUUGUGCUGACCCCAUGCCCGCCUCUUUCUCCCACCAGUGCACUGUCCAGGUCAAGUUAGAGCUGGGACACCGGGCCCAACUGCGCAAGAAGCCCACCACGGAGGGGUUCACACACGAUUGGAUGGUGUUCGUCCGCGGCCCCGAGCAAUGUGACAUCCAGCACUUCGUGGAGAAGGUGGUCUUUUGGCUGCAUGACAGCUUCCCCAAGCCCAAGCGUGUGUGUAAGGAGCCCCCAUACAAAGUGGAGGAGUCGGGUUACGCUGGCUUCAUCAUGCCCAUCGAGGUGCACUUCAAAAACAAGGAGGAGCCAAGGAAGGUUUGCUUCACCUAUGACCUGUUCCUGAACCUGGAGGGCAACCCGCCUGUAAACCACCUGCGCUGUGAGAAGCUUACCUUCAACAACCCCACCAUUGAGUUCCGGUACAAGCUCCUGAUGGCUGGCGGGGUGAUGGUAAUGCCCGAAGGAGCAGAAACGGUGUCCAGGCCCAGUCCUGACUACCCCAUGUUACCCACAAUUCCACUCUCUGCCUUCUCUGACCCCAAGAAGACCAAACCAUCCCACGGCUCCAAGGACGCCAGCAGGGAGAGCGGCAAGGCCUGCAAGGCCCAUAAGACAGCCAAGGAGCACCGGGAGCGGCCCCGCAAAGACUCGGAGAGCAAAGGCCCCUCCAAGGAGCCAGAGCGUGAGCAGGCCCGGAGUGCCAAGGAUGCCUCACGGAAGCUGGUUGAGGGCCGGCCACCCAAGGAGGAGAAGGCCCCGCCACCCAAGGCUGCAUUUAAGGAGCCUAAGAUGGCCCUAAAGGAGACCAAACUGGAGAGCCUAUCCCCCAAGGGUGGUCCCCCACCACCACCACCAUCUAAGUCUUCCAGCAAGCGGCCAGCUACCACUGACUCACCCAAGCCCAGUGCCAAAAAGCAGAAGAAGAGCAGCUCUAAGGGGUCCAGGAGUGCCCCUAGCACUUCGCCCCGCACCUCAUCCUCCUUCUCGGACAAAAAGUCGGCCAAGGAUAAGGGCAGCACCAAAGUGGAGAAGAUCAAGGCUGAGAAUGAGCCCCGGGAGAUCAAAAAGCCCCCAGAGGUGGAGGAGUCCAACUCGGAGGACGAGGCCUCCUUCAAGACAGAGUCCGCCCAGUCGAGCCCAUCCAACUCCAGCUCCAGCUCUGACUCCAGUUCAGAUUCGGAUUUUGAGCCAUCUCAGAACCACAGUCAAGGACCCCUGCGCUCCAUGGUGGAGGACCUGCAAUCUGAGGAGUCUGACGAAGAUGACUCUUCAUCAGGCGAGGAGGCUGCCGGCAAGACAAAUGCAGGGAGGGAUUCCAGGUUGAGCUUCAGUGAUAGCGACAGUGACAACAGUGCUGACUCCUGCCUCCCCAGCCGAGAGCCCCCUGCCCCCAAGAAGCCACCCCCACCCAACAGCAAGGCAUCAGGCCGGAGGAGCCCCGAAUCCUGCAGCAAGUCUGAGAAGAUCCUCAAGAGGGGCACCUAUGACAAGGCCUACACAGAUGAACUGGUGGAGCUGCACCGGAGGCUGAUGGCCCUGCGGGAGCGCAACGUGCUGCAGCAGAUUGUGAACCUCAUCGAGGAGACCGGCCACUUCAAUGUCACCAACACCACCUUUGACUUUGACCUCUUCUCCCUGGAUGAGACCACCGUGCGUAAGCUGCAGAGCUACCUGGAGGCCGUGGCCACAUGACCCUGGGCCAGACGCCGGGCCCCUAUCAUCGGGGUCCCGGGAGGCCACAUCCGGACCCCGCCUGCCUUUCUCUCUCUCAACUCACUCGCCCGCAGCACUGCCUUAGUGACCGCCCUGUCCUCGGCCCUCACGGCCAGCUGCACUUUCCUCAUUGGCUCCCGGCCUGCCCUCCCCACCAGCUCACCGGGAGCCCUGGGGCCGAGGGGGCCCGGCGGGCGCUGCUGCUGCUCCCUGAUAUUCAGGGGCCGUCACCUGGGUUCCCCUUGUGUUGAAGGCAGCACUGGGCCUCAUUCCUGUAUAAGGGAAGAAAUGUGCCCGGCGGUGGGAGCCCUGCUCCAUGGUGGGAUGUGGGGCCUGGUGUCACUGGCCAGGCCUCUCCAAACGGUUCAGACACACCACACCCCAGGACCUCAGAGGAUCCAGCUGCUCCAGGCCAGGCCUUGGCUCGUCCUCCAUGUGAGCCGGAUGCAGCCCCUCUCUUGGCUCUCACUGUGCUGGGACUCCAUGCUGUAUAGUUGUCUCUCUGUUAUGUAUGUAUGUAUGCACUGUAGGUACCAGAGCGGUUUCCGGGUGUGCAUUUCUGUGGCAGCAGUGCACGUGGGGGGUGGGGGUAAGGUGGGACUUUAGGUUAAGAUGUCUCCACUGGUCUUGUCAUUGGACUAGAGGCCGAGCCGGAGCGCCCACUGGCUUUCUCCAAGCACAGGGAGGAUCCCCCUCAGUGGUACCAAGGCACCUCGUUCUCCUCCUGGGACUCAAAAGGCACAGUCCGGGCCUGUGAACACUACGAUGGAGCAGUAGGUCCUCAGGCGCCUAGUCAGACUGACAGCCGUCUCCAGGAGCAGACCUCCCAGCUCCAGCCAGCUGCAGGCCCCCACUUGUAACGGUGCCCCGGGCCUCGGCCUCUCCUUUCUUCCAUAGGAUCCUCUUCCUCCUCUCUGUUAUCGAGUCUUCAAACUUUGAAAAAAAUGAGCUUUUGCCAAAUAAGACAUGAUAGUUUGUGGAGUAUUUUCAAGGAGCAUGAGGACUCAGAGCCAGCUCCUCUUGCCUGGGCCCCGCCGGUGGCAGGCCUUCCCGGGCACUCCCGUCUCUCUCCGUUUGGGCUUAGCCCUCCGACACCUGCCGUUCACACUCGUCGAGAGUCCCAAGACUCAGUUCCUCGAAGGCCUGAGAUUCUCCAAGGUCCAGGCCGGUUCCUCCUCCCUCUGGCCCACCUUCCAGGGUCAGAAUGCCCUCACGGAGUCAGCCCACCUUGGGUGGGGCUCCUGAUAGCCUGUUUGCUCAGCCUCUAUUCUCCCAGACUUUGACUCAAGGCUCCUCCAGUUCCCCCCGACUUUUGCCCUAAACAACAUGUGGGGAAAAGGACUGGGGGCCCAGAGAUGGGCUCACCUCUCUCCAGCCCACUGUCAGCCCCUCUCCCCAGUUCCCGAGUUCUGAUGUGGGUGACCCUUCCCUGUGACCCCUGAUUCUCAUGUCUGUGCUCCGAUCCGUCUGUCAGGCAGACCUUGAACACUCCCGGGUGAUCCCCACCUCCAAGGCUUCCAUGAAUUCCCGCCUUCCUGGUGAGGUCCCCAGAACUCUCGGGGGAAGCCCGAGAACUUUACAGGAAACCAUCGUGACUCCUCGCCGUUCACUCAGAUUCUCUCCUGACCCCACUGCCUUGAGGCAUUGAGAAGAGGUCAGGCCUGCAUGGCAGGCCCCGUGCUGUCACCAUCCCCUUCUCCUGCCAGGCCAGCAAUACUCCAACGUGGGCGCCAUUCUUCUCUGGAAACUCCAAGACAUUGGACGGAGGAACUGGCUGACGUGGGCUGCUCGAAAGGCAGCAGCUCCCUGGCCCUCUGUGCAGAGGCUGCCAGGGUCACAGGCAGGAGCCUCAGCUCAAGGGCGCUAGUCUUUCUCUGAGGAUCUGCUGGAAAGGGCUGCAGGCUUCACACGGCUGCCAAGGCAGCCCUCUGCUUUGGCGCCCCGCUCUCUGGCUCCCCCUCAGUGUCAGCAGCAUCUGGCCCUUUCUGCUGUUCCCGGGGCCUUCGGAAGCACCGACCCAUUUCUCAGUUACCUCCUCUGGCCAGAAGGCCCCCAGUGCUGUCCUCUGGAGCUGCUCUGGGCCAGUGCUGGCUCGUGACCACCUUGAUGGACAUGCCAGGUAGCCAGGGCUCUGACCAUAGCAUUCCCAGCUGCUCCCCUACUUACCCCCCAGCUGCCUGGCAGCUGGGCCCACAAGGGCUCUGGGGACGCUUCCAUAGGAAGGGGCAGGCACGUUGUGAUUGCCGCGUGUUUAGUGUUAAGCCCUCUGCCCCCAGUGCGAAUCUGUGUUUUGCUGUCUCCUGAACAAAAUGUAAACCAACACCUGAAAGCAAAAGGUAUCGAAUACCUUUCUUACCCGUAAGGGUUUUUACCAAGAUUGUGUCUCACUAGGAACUAGGACACUUACCAGCCUGAGACCAACUCCUAGAUAAAAGGAAUAAGGAGAAUUGUGUUUGUAAUAAGUUACAGGAUUGUUUCUGUCCUGGAUUUUAAACUUUUUUGUUAAAUUGUGAAAUUAUGGAGGAAUUUUAUAGGAAAAAAAAGUGAAAUAAAGUCAGAUGGGAAAGCAGA